This is a messenger RNA of Helianthus annuus (common sunflower), 1240 nucleotides long. RefSeq names its product ras-related protein RABE1c. Lineage: Eukaryota; Viridiplantae; Streptophyta; Magnoliopsida; Asterales; Asteraceae. Gene Ontology annotation, molecular function: GTPase activity; GTP binding. Gene Ontology annotation, biological process: protein secretion; regulation of exocytosis. The record is from RefSeq and is a predicted model, not a curated record. The coding region runs from base 280 to 930 and encodes 216 amino acids. Gene Ontology annotation, cellular component: plasma membrane. The transcript is spliced from 10 exons.
CAUCGAACAGUUCACAAACUGUUCGCUGAAUGUCCCGUUCGUUUACGGCCCUAAUAUUUACACUUGACACCUUCAAAUUUAAAAAAAAACUGAACAAAAUACAAACAAAACCACCCUCAACGGCCGACCAGUGCUGACGUAUCUGAGACGCUACCCAUCUUUCUCCUCGUUCAUGUGUUCAGAUCUCCUUCUCUGUUCUCUCUGAUCUGAUGAAAAACAUUACAAGUUAGCACCUCGCCUAGGGUUUCUUAAUUUUUUGAUCAAUUUAAAUCAAUCAAUAUGUCUGCUCCACCAGCUAGAGGUCGAUCGGAUCACGAUUAUCUCAUCAAACUCCUUUUAAUCGGCGACAGCGGCGUUGGUAAGAGUUGUCUUCUGUUACGUUUCUCAGAUGGUUCCUUCACCACUAGUUUCAUUACAACCAUAGGUAUCGAUUUUAAGAUAAGGACCAUCGAGCUUGAUGGGAAACGCAUCAAACUGCAAAUCUGGGACACUGCUGGUCAGGAGCGAUUUAGGACAAUCACAACAGCAUAUUACCGAGGAGCCAUGGGUAUUCUGCUGGUGUAUGACGUAACCGAUGAGUCAUCCUUUAACAACAUCAAGAAUUGGAUUCGUAACAUAGAACAACAUGCAUCUGAUAAUGUAAACAAGAUACUGGUUGGAAACAAGGCUGAUAUGGAUGAAAGCAAGAGAGCCGUGCCUACCGCAAAAGGCCAGGCACUUGCAGAUGAAUACGGAAUCAAAUUCUUCGAAACUAGCGCAAAAACAAAUAUGAAUGUCGAGGAGGUCUUCUUCUCUAUAGCGAAGGAUAUUAAACAAAGACUUGCUGAAACCGACACAAAAGCUGAGCCUCCGACACUUAAGAUCACCCAACCGGAUCAGGCACCUGGAGGAGGUUCACAAGCCGGCGAGAAAGGCGGAUGCUGUGGAUAAAAGACAUAAGUUGCAUUAAAAGACGGCAUUUAUGACGCGAUUAAGACAUCCUUCUAAAGAAACGGAAUCUUGACCUGAUUAAUCUUUUGGAAAAGCAGGCUUGGAAAGAAAAUGAUUAUGGGAAAAGAUGGUCAAAGUUAUUAUCAAUAAUUGUGAGAUGAAAAGACAUCAAUAAUUUUUAUAAUAAUAAUGUAGAUGAUGCAUCAAGCUUGUUGGUUGGAAAGUUUUCUGUUUGAUGCUCACCUUGUAGUUUGUAAUUGUUUAAGGAAUGAUAAAGUUUGAAUCAGUUUCCACCAAAGCUUGUUGUUUA